This is a messenger RNA of Penicillium cosmopolitanum, 6963 nucleotides long. It is a transcript of the gene prp8, whose product is annotated as U4/U6-U5 snRNP complex subunit PRP8. Gene Ontology annotation, cellular component: catalytic step 2 spliceosome; U5 snRNP. NCBI's taxonomy places the organism in Eukaryota, Fungi, Ascomycota, Eurotiomycetes, Eurotiales, Aspergillaceae. Gene Ontology annotation, biological process: mRNA splicing, via spliceosome; spliceosomal tri-snRNP complex assembly. The transcript has 4 exons. The record is from RefSeq and is a predicted model, not a curated record. Gene Ontology annotation, molecular function: U1 snRNA binding; pre-mRNA intronic binding; U5 snRNA binding. Bases 1 to 6963 code for a protein of 2320 amino acids.
AUGCCGAUGGCGCCGCCGCCCCCGGGCUACCAGCCGCCCGCCGACCCAAACGUCGCAAAAUUUGCACAGAAGAAGAAUGAAUGGCUGCGCACCCAGCGCAAUCGCUUCGGCGAGAAGCGGAAGGGAGGAUUUGUCGAGACACAGAAAGCGGACAUGCCACCCGAACAUUUACGAAAAAUUGUGAAGGAUAUUGGCGAUGUUUCGCAGCGAAAAUUCACCAACGAAAAACGAAGCUAUCUCGGCGCGCUGAAGUUCAUGCCCCAUGCAGUUCUCAAGCUCCUUGAAAACAUGCCAAUGCCUUGGGAAUCAGCUAGAGAAGUUAAGGUCUUAUACCACGUUAAUGGAUGCUUGACCAUGGUCAAUGAGACCCCCCGCGUUAUCGAGCCAGUCUUCCACGCCCAAUGGGCCACAAUGUGGAUGUCCAUGCGCCGAGAGAAGAGUGACCGCAGACACUUUAAGCGCAUGCGAUUCCCCCCCUUCGAUGAUGAAGAACCUCCACUUUCGUGGUCUGAAAACAUUGAGGACGUCGAACCGCUGGAGCCCAUCCAGAUGGAGCUCGACGAAGAGGAGGAUGCGGCAGUCUACGAAUGGUUCUACGAUCACCGACCCCUUCUAGAUACGCCCCACGUCAACGGACCGAGCUAUAAGACCUGGAACCUAUCACUCCCGCAAAUGGCGACUCUUCAUCGACUGAGUCACCAACUGUUGAGCGAUGUGGUUGAUGAAAAUUACUUCCACAUGUUCGACCUUAACAGUUUCUUUACCGCCAAGGCCCUCAACGUUGCUAUCCCAGGUGGCCCUCGCUUCGAGCCCUUGUACAAAGACAUCGACCCGAAUGACGAGGAUUUCAGCGAAUUCAACGCUAUCGACCGCAUCAUCUUCCGCGCCCCCAUCCGAACCGAAUACCGCGUUACCUUCCCCUUCCUGUAUAAUACUCUUCCCCGAAGCGUGAAGCUUGCCUGGUACUCUCACCCCCAGGUGGUUUACGUUCGCACUGAAGACCCGAACCUCCCCGCCUUCUACUUCGAUCCUGUCAUCAACCCGAUCUCCUCUCGUUCUGUUGCGCCGAAGAACAUCACCGUCAGCCACGAAGAUGAGAUAUUUGGUACCGACAAUGAAGAUGACUUUGAACUUCCUGGAGAGGUUGAGCCAUUCUUCGAGGAUGAGGAACUUUACACCACAGAGACUGCCUCUGCGAUCGCCCUUUGGUGGGCUCCCCACCCCUUCGACAAGCGGUCCGGUAAGAUGGUUCGCGCUCAGGAUGUGCCACUGGUGAAGCAAUGGUACCUGGAGCACUGCCCUCAGGGCCAGCCGGUCAAGGUCCGCGUGUCGUACCAAAAGCUGCUCAAGACUUUUGUUCUCAACGAGCUGCACAAGAACAAGCCGAAAGCCCAGAACAAACAGAGUUUGUUGAAGACCUUGAAGACGACCAAAUUCUUCCAGCAAACAACAAUUGACUGGGUAGAGGCUGGCUUGCAAGUUUGCCGCCAAGGUUUCAAUAUGUUGAACUUGCUUAUUCACCGCAAGAACUUGACUUACCUGCAUCUCGAUUACAACUUCAACCUGAAGCCCGUCAAGACUUUGACCACCAAAGAGCGAAAGAAGUCUCGUUUCGGAAAUGCUUUCCACCUCAUGAGAGAAAUUCUCCGCCUCACGAAGUUGAUCGUCGACGCUCAGGUGCAGUACCGUCUCGGCAACAUUGACGCCUUCCAGUUGGCCGACGGUAUCUUGUAUGCUUUCAACCAUGUUGGCCAGCUGACCGGUAUGUACCGAUACAAGUACAAGUUGAUGCACCAGAUCCGCUCCUGCAAGGAUCUCAAGCACCUGAUUUACUACCGUUUCAACUCCGGUCCUGUCGGCAAAGGACCUGGCUGUGGAUUCUGGGCCCCCGCGUGGCGUGUCUGGCUGUUCUUCAUGCGUGGUAUCAUUCCUUUGCUUGAGAGAUGGCUUGGAAACUUGCUAUCUCGUCAGUUCGAGGGCCGUCACAGCAAGGGUGUUGCGAAGACCGUUACUAAACAGCGUGUGGAAUCUCACUUCGACCUGGAACUUCGUGCCUCCGUCAUGGCGGAUCUGAUGGACAUGAUGCCCGAGGGUAUCAAGCAGAACAAGGUCAAUGUUGUCCUGCAACACUUGUCAGAGGCCUGGAGAUGCUGGAAGAGUAACAUUCCCUGGAAGGUUCCUGGCCUGCCUGCACCUAUCGAGAACAUUAUUCUUCGUUAUGUGAAGAGCAAGGCUGACUGGUGGAUUUCUGUCGCUCACUACAACCGAGAGAGAAUUCGCCGUGGUGCUACUGUUGAUAAAACCGUCGCUAAGAAGAACCUGGGCCGACUUACUCGUCUUUGGCUCAAGUCGGAACAAGAGCGCCAGCACAACUACCUCAAGGAUGGCCCUUAUGUGUCCUCUGAGGAGGCCGUGGCUAUCUACACCACCAUGGUCCACUGGUUGGAGUCACGCAAGUUCUCGCCCAUUCCAUUCCCCAGUGUCUCAUAUAAGCACGACACAAAGAUUCUGAUUCUUGCUCUGGAGCGACUUCGUGAAUCUUAUUCCGUCAAAGGCAGACUGAACCAGAGCCAGCGUGAAGAGCUUGCUCUUAUUGAGCAGGCAUAUGAUUCUCCCGGAACCACUCUGGCCCGCAUCAAGCGAUUCCUCUUGACCCAACGAGCUUUCAAGGAGGUUGGAAUCGACAUGAAUGAUAAUUACAACAACAUCAAUCCUGUCUACGACAUCGAGCCCAUUGAGAAGAUCACGGAUGCUUACCUGGACCAGUAUUUAUGGUACCAGGCUGAACAGCGCCACCUGUUUCCUGCUUGGAUCAAACCCUCCGAUUCAGAAGUACCGCCGCUGUUGACCUACAAGUGGACUCAGGGAAUUAACAACCUUUCCAAUGUCUGGGAGACCGCCGAGGGCGAAACCAAUGUCAUGAUUGAAACUGAGCUGUCCAAGGUCUACGAGAAGAUCGAUCUGACCCUGCUAAAUCGAAUGCUUCGUCUGAUCAUGGACCACAAUUUGGCUGACUACAUUACCUCCAAGAACAAUGUCCAGCUUAGCUACAAGGACAUGAAUCACACCAACAGCUACGGUAUGAUUCGUGGUCUUCAGUUCUCUGGUUUCGUGUUCCAGUUCUACGGAUUGAUGAUCGAUCUUCUGCUUCUUGGUCUGCAGCGCGCUAGCGAGAUGGCUGGCCCGCCCCAGAGCCCCAACGACUUCUUGCAGUUCCGGGACCGGGCUACUGAGACCCGACACCCUAUCCGACUUUACACCCGUUAUGUCGACAAGAUUUGGGUUUUCUUCCGAUUCGAUGCCGACGAGUCUCGCGAUCUGAUUCAGCGAUUCUUGACCGAGAACCCCGAUCCUAACUUCGAGAAUGUCAUUGGUUACAAGAAUAAGAAGUGCUGGCCUCGCGAUUGCCGUAUGCGUUUGAUGCGUCACGAUGUCAAUCUAGGCCGUGCUGUUUUCUGGGAUUUGAAGAAUCGUCUUCCCCGUUCCAUCACGACUAUUGACUGGGAUGACACAUUUGCCAGCGUGUACAGCAAGGACAACCCCAACCUGUUGUUCUCUAUGAACGGCUUCGAGGUCCGCAUUCUCCCCAAGUGCCGCAACCAGAAUGAAGAGUUCAAUGUCAAGGACAGCGUGUGGUCUUUGGUCGAUAACUCUACCAAAGAGCGCACUGCCCAUGCCUUCCUUCAGGUUACAGAGGAAGAUAUCCAAAAGUUCAACAACCGCAUCCGCCAAAUUCUCAUGUCUUCAGGAUCUACUACUUUCACCAAGAUCGCCAACAAGUGGAACACGGCGCUCAUUGCUCUCUUCACAUACUACCGCGAGGCGGCGGUGUCUACUGUGAAUUUGCUCGACACCAUCGUCAAAUGUGAGACGAAGAUUCAGACUCGUGUCAAGAUCGGGUUGAAUUCUAAGAUGCCUUCUCGUUUCCCUCCCGCUGUGUUCUACACCCCCAAGGAGCUUGGAGGUCUUGGUAUGAUUUCGGGAUCCCAUAUUCUCAUUCCUACCAGUGAUAAGCGUUGGUCCAAACAGACCGAUACCGGAAUCACCCACUUCCGGGCCGGUAUGUCCCAUGAUGAGGAAACUCUGAUCCCGAACAUCUUCCGAUACAUUGUUCCUGGGAGUCUGAUCUGGAUGGAAUAUUCCCAGAAGCGCAUGGAAGCUCAGCAACAGAACCGUCGUUUGACCCUUGAGGAUCUUGAGGACAGCUGGGAUCGCGGUCUUCCGCGUAUCAAUACUCUCUUCCAAAAGGACCGAAGCACACUCAGUUUUGACAAGGGUUUCCGUCUUCGUGCUGAGUUCAAACAGUACCAGUUGAUGAAGAGCAAUCCGUUCUGGUGGACUAGCCAGCGCCAUGAUGGUAAAUUGUGGAAUCUAAAUGCUUACCGAACGGAUGUUAUCCAAGCAUUGGGUGGUGUGGAAACCAUCCUGGAGCACACCUUGUUCAAGGCCACUGCCUUCCCCUCUUGGGAGGGUCUGUUCUGGGAGAAAGCUAGUGGUUUCGAGGAAAGCAUGAAGUUCAAGAAGCUCACGAACGCCCAGCGUUCCGGUCUUAACCAAAUCCCCAACCGCCGGUUCACCCUCUGGUGGUCACCAACCAUUAACCGAGCCAAUGUCUAUGUUGGUUUCCAAGUGCAACUCGAUUUGACUGGUAUUUUCUUGCACGGCAAAAUUCCCACUCUGAAAAUUUCCCUUAUUCAGAUCUUCCGUGCUCAUUUGUGGCAGAAGAUCCACGAAUCUGUGGUUAUGGACUUGUGCCAAGUGUUCGACCAAGAACUCGAGCAACUUGGCAUCGAGGCUGUUCAGAAGGAAACGAUUCACCCACGUAAAUCGUACAAGAUGAACAGUUCUUGUGCGGAUAUCCUUCUUUUUGCCACCAACAAGUGGAAUGUCACUCGACCUUCCUUGCUGUUCGAUACCAAGGAUGUAUACGAGCCCACGACCACUAACAAGUUCUGGAUUGAUGUGCAGCUGAGAUAUGGUGACUACGACUCUCAUGACAUUGAGCGAUAUGUUCGUGCCAAGUAUCUUGACUACACCACCGACAGUAUGAGUAUCUAUCCCUCGGCCACCGGGUUGAUGAUCGGCAUUGAUCUUUCCUACAACUUUACUUCCCCCGGCCUGAAGACUCUUGCCCAGCAGGCCAUGGCUAAGAUCAUGAAGGCCAACCCUGCCUUGUAUGUUCUGCGUGAACGUAUUCGCAAGGGUCUGCAGCUGUACGCCUCGGAGAGCAACCAGGAGUUUUUGAACUCUCAGAACUACUCCGAGCUUUUCAGCCCUCAGAUUCAACUGUUCAUUGAUGACACCAACGUUUACCGUGUGACAAUUCACAAGACCUUCGAGGGUAACUUGACCACGAAGCCCAUCAACGGUGCCAUUUUCAUCUUCAAUCCUCGAACCGGCCAGCUGUUCUUGAAGAUCAUCCACACCAGUGUCUGGGCAGGACAGAAGCGUCUGGGUCAAUUGGCUAAGUGGAAGACGGCCGAAGAAGUCGCUGCCCUCAUUCGGUCUUUACCUGUUGAAGAACAGCCGAAGCAGCUGAUUGUUACUCGAAAGGGUCUUUUGGAUCCUCUCGAGGUCCAUUUGCUCGACUUCCCCAAUAUCUCCAUCCGCGCGUCUGAGCUUCAACUGCCAUUCCAAGCUGCCAUGAAGGUUGAGAAGCUGGCGGAUAUGAUCCUUCGUGCUACCGAGCCUCAAAUGGUUCUCUUCAACCUGUAUGAUGAGUGGUUGAAAUCCAUUUCGCCAUACACCGCCUUCUCUCGUCUGAUUCUCAUUCUCCGUGCCCUGCAUGUAAAUAUCGACAAGGCAAAGAUCAUUCUUCGCCCCGACAAGAGCGUGAUCACCCAGGAGCAUCACAUCUGGCCUUCGUUAUCCGACGAGGAUUGGAUCAAGGUCGAAGUGCAACUACGUGAUUUGAUCCUGAACGAUUACGGCAAGAAGAACAAUGUCAACGUGCAAAGUUUGACCGGCAGUGAAGUUCGAGAUAUCAUUCUGGGUAUGGAAAUCAGCGCGCCCUCGCUGCAGCGACAGCAGGCUGCCGAGAUUGAAAAGCAACAGGAGGAAGCGAAGCAACUUACUGCUGUUACUACCAAGACUCAAAAUGUGCGAGGAGAGGACAUGAUUGUCACGACGACUUCGCAGUACGAGCAACAGUCAUUCGCAUCAAAGACCGAGUGGCGCACUCGUGCUAUCGCGACGUCCAACCUGCGGACCAGAUCGAACAACAUUUACGUGUCGUCUGACGACAUUCGCGAUGAUGGAUUCACUUACAUUAUGCCAAAGAACAUCCUCAAGCGGUUCAUCACGAUCGCUGAUCUCCGCGUCCAAGUUACUGGUUUCAUUUACGGUAGCUCGCCCCCCGAUAACGAUCAAGUUAAGGAGGUUCGCACAAUCGUCAUGGUCCCUCAAGUUGGAAAUACUCGGGAUGUCCAGCUCCCCCACCAACUCCCUCAACAUGACUACCUCAACGGCCUUGAGCCGCUGGGCGUCAUCCACACCGUUUCAGGCAACGAGCCACCCUACAUGUCUGCAGCGGAUGUCACACAGCACGCCCGCCUAAUGAACUCGCAUUCCUCGUGGGACAAGAAGACAGUGACUAUGACCGUCUCCUUCACUCCUGGUUCCGUAUCACUUUCUGCCUGGGGCCUGACUCCCGACGGAUACAAGUGGGGUGCUGAGAACAAGGAUAUGAGCUCAGAUCAGCCUCAGGGCUUCUCCACUAGCAUGGGUCAAAAGUGUCAGCUGCUUCUCAGCGAUCGCGUUCGCGGUUAUUUCCUUGUUCCCGAAGAUAACCUCUGGAACUAUAGUUUCAUGGGUAGCUCCUUCGGCAGUGUUGAGAAGAGACCCAUCUAUGUGAAGAUCGAUACCCCCCUUCGCUUCUACGAUGACCAGCAUCGUCCUCUGCACUUCCAGAACUUCGCCGAACUGGAAGAUAUCUGGGUCGAUCGCUCGGAUAACUUUGAGUAG